AUGACAGGAUUAACAGUAGUCGGACUAUUAGCAGUGGGUCUUGCACUUGCAAAUGCAUAUGGAGCUGGUGGAGGUUCCAUUACAGGAUCUGGAGCUAGCGCCAUUGCUAGUGCUGUUGCCAAUGCUGCUGCAUCGGCUGGUGGCAAAGCUGGUGCCCAUAGUAGUGCAAGUGCCUCGGCUGGUGCUUCUGCAGGAGCUGGUGGUGCAUUGGGAGGUGGCUAUGGAUCUGCAGGUGCAUCUGGUUCGGCUGGUGUAGUAGGUGGUUCUGGCCAUGGUUCUGCCAGCAGUAGUGCUAGUGCCAGCGCAGGAGCCGGAGGUGCAAUUGGUGGUGGUGGUAUUGGAGGAAGUCAUGGUGCAGGUGGUGUUGGAUUGGGUGGCGGCCAUGGAUCAGGAGUUGGUGGCGGACUUGGUGGUUCUGGAUCAGCUGGAGGUGCCUUGAGUGGUGGUAUUGCUGGAGGCCAUGGUUCAGGUUCUGCUGGUGGCCUUGGAGGUGGUUUAGGUGGCGGCCUUGGUACCGGUGUUGGAGGGGGCCAUGGUUCAGGAUCAGGUUUUGGUCUUGGAGGUGGAUUAGGCGGUGGUCAUGGAAGUGGUUCCGGUGGAGGCUAUGGCUCAGCAGGUGCAGUUGGUGGUGGUAUUGGAUCUGGUGCUGGUCUUGGAGGUGGUUUAGGCGGUGGUCAUGGAGGUGCUUCUGGUGGAGCCUAUGGCUCAGGAGGUGCAGUUGGAGGUGGUAUUGGAUCCGGCUCUGGUCUUGGAGGUGGAUUAGGUGGUGGUCAUGGUGGUGCUUCUGGUGGCGGUUACGGCUCAGGAGGUGCAGUUGGUGGUGGUAUUGGAUCCGGUUCUGGUAUUGGCGGUGGAUUAGGUGGUGGUCAUGGAGGUGCUUCUGGCGGAGGCUACGGCUCAGGAGGUGCAGUUGGUGGUAGUAUUGGAUCCGGCUCUGGUCUUGGAGGUGGAUUAGGUAGUGGUCAUGGAUCCGGUUCUGGUCUUGGAGGUGGAUUAGGCGGAGGUCAUGGAUCCGGUUCUGGUCUUGGAGGUGGAUUGGGUGGUGGUCAUGGAAGUGGUUCUGGUGGAGGUUAUGGCUCAGGUGCUGGAGUUGGCGGAGGCAUUGGAUCAGGUUCUGGUCAUGGUGGUGCGGGAGGAAUCGGUGGUGGAUUAGGUGGUGGUCAUGGUGCUACUGGUGGCAGUGCUAGUGCUGGAUCUUCAGUUGGCGUUAUUGGCGGUGGUCAUGGUGCUGGACUAGGCGGUGGAGCCGGCGGUGGAUCAGGAGGCGGUUAUGGCUCUGGUAAAGGUGCAGGUGCAGGAUUGGGUCUCGGUGGCGGCAUUGGUGGUGGACAUGGAAAAGGUGGCGGUUUCAGCAUCGGUGGAAGCAUUGGCGGCGGUCAUGGUAAUGGUGCUGGUUUGGGCAUCGGUGGCGGAGUUGGUGGUGGAAAAGGUCAUGGUUUAGGCCUCGGUGGAGGUCUUGGACAUGGUGCUGGACUUAUAGCCGGUAAAGGAGCUGCCAUCGCCAGCGGCAUUACAUCAUCCAUAGCUUCUGCUAUAUCUGGAGCUAAAGGUGGUUACGGUGGUGGCGGAUUAUCCGGUGGUUUUGGAGGUAGCGGUUUAUCCGGCGCCGGUGGCCAUUCGGGCUCUAUUGCUGGAGGUGGUGGACAUGCUUCAGUUUCAUCAUCAGCCUCGGCAUCUGCCUCAUCAGCAUCGAAGGGAAUUUCCGUUGGAUAUGGCAAAUAA
Messenger RNA from Musca vetustissima, 1722 nucleotides. RefSeq lists its product as uncharacterized. The transcript is spliced from 2 exons. Lineage: Eukaryota; Metazoa; Arthropoda; Insecta; Diptera; Muscidae. Bases 1 to 1722 code for a protein of 573 amino acids. The record is from RefSeq and is a predicted model, not a curated record.